AUGACACGACCAUCGAUCGUCAGAGCCGAUACCAUCGAUCUUCAAGAUCAUCACUCUCCAUCCGCUCAGGACCACUCGAAAAGCCCACGCCUGGGCGGCAACGCCAACUCCCUAGGUCCCCACCAAGCUGAGACUAUUCGUGAGGUCACCCACGACAUUGCAGACGAACAGCGACGCUCUCCAAGAGUCUCUCUCGAUAACCGCAAUAGCCUCGACGAAAUUGAUUCCUUUGCAGACGAACUUGUCGCAAACUCUACAAGUGGGAAUACUCGCGCACAGGGCGCACGCGACAACAAUAGCAAUAUGAACCAAGAAGAUGCACUGGCAAUUGCGCAGAAUGGAGGCGUCUCAUCUUCGGAUGAGGGCGAGCUCGACGGCGACGAUGACCUCGAUGACGACAUGAUGGAUAAGAUCUCAAGUUCGCCUUCGAUUGAAGAUGGUGGGUGCUACCCCGUCGCUGCCCCUGCGGCAUGGCCACGACGUGUCUCUUCCCUACCUCCGCCGAGGAGUAGUACUCCGAGUAUCCCUGGUUCAAGCGGCACCAGAGUUUGUUCGCCAUAUCCCGAACCCCCCAACUGUGUACCCAGCCCAUGCGCAAUUGCGCAGCUUUCACGAGCAUUGCUCACAAAAGUCCGGAAUCAUCGUCUUCAUGGUGAGUAUAACGGUCGCGACGAGCACAGUAACGACGCCGAACCCGAAACCGACGAUAGCUGGACAACGUCCAAUUCGACGGCCGAAUUUCACGAAACGUUUGAGCAAGUGGAACCACAGCCUAGGUCCAACAGUAAUGAAGGCUAG
Molecule: messenger RNA, 798 nt
Organism: Fusarium subglutinans
Lineage: Eukaryota; Fungi; Ascomycota; Sordariomycetes; Hypocreales; Nectriaceae
Product: ATP dependent RNA helicase
Exons: 2
Coding region: 1-798 (265 amino acids)
Biological process (GO): establishment or maintenance of actin cytoskeleton polarity
Cellular component (GO): microtubule cytoskeleton; cell tip
Source: RefSeq, a predicted model, not a curated record